AUGAAGGCCAUUGUGGUGGCCGGCACGCACAGCGGCGUGGGCAAGACGAGCGUCGCCGUGGGGCUCAUGGCCGCCUUCCGCCGACGAGGUCUCCGCGUGCAGCCGUUCAAAGUCGGACCUGAUUUUCUGGACCCCAUGCACCAUCAGGCGGCUACAGGCCGAGACUCGUACAACCUGGAUGGGUGGAUGCUCAACAGGGAGGCCAACGUGGCAUGUUUCACACGUUUCGCAGCCUCAACUGACGUGGCAGUUGUGGAGGGCGUGAUGGGGCUAUUCGACGGUCGAGAUGGCAAGACAGAGGUCGGCAGCACAGCAGAGAUGGCCAAGAUCAUAGGGGCCCCUGUUGUCCUCGUUUUAGACUGUUGGUCUAUGUCUAGAAGCGCGGCAGCCAUGGUACAUGGUUACGCGUCCUUCGACCCGUCGUUGCGAUUCGCGGGGAUUAUUCUGAAUAAGGUCGCCAGCGCAGCGCAUGCCACGUGGCUGACUGAGGCGCUAGAAUCAGCACACGUCAGAGUUCCCGUCCUAGGUGGCAUCCCGAAAUCUGCUGACGUGGAGAUGCCAGAGCGCCACCUGGGAUUGCACCGGCCUGGGGUGGACGCGGACGGGGUGCCAGCUCAGCACGCCGAGCGGCUGGCGACACUGAUUGAAGCCCACGUGGACCUGGACAGGCUGUUGCAGCUGGCAGCUGACGUGGCAGGGGCGCCUACGAUGGGGCUUGGGGGAGGGGAGGGGAGUGUGUGUGGAGGGGAGGAUGUCGGAGAGGAGAGUGUGAUGGGCGGAGGAGGGAGUGUGAUGAGUGGGAUGGGAGGAGCAGGAGGGAUGGAGUGUGGUGGAUCGUUGGCCAAUGAGCUGCCUCCGUUGUCGAUGCCGCCUGGAAUGAAGCUUGCGCGCAUUGGGGUGGCGAGAGACGAAGCAUUUUGCUUCUACUACCAUGACAACCUGUCGCUGCUGAGAGAGGCCGGAGCAGAGAUUGUGUUCUUCUCUCCGCUCACCUACCCCCUUCCACACCGCCUCGACACUAUGUACUUUGGCCGCUCUAGCUGCUCUAGCAGCCAGAGAGGCGGGUAUCCCCAGCUGCACGUGGCUGCCGUGGCUGCUCUGGCUUCUCUGGCUGCUUGGCGUCCAUAUUUCCAAUCACCAUUGUGCCAUCUCCUUCCCCUCUGUUCACAUUAUUGCCUUUUGUUGCCCACCCUAUCAGAGGCGGGAGCAGAGAUUGUGUUCUUCUCCCCGCUCACUGACCCUCUGCCGCACCGUCUCGACGCCGUGUACUUUGGCGGGGGGUAUCCUGAGGCUGCAUGCUGCUGCUCUGGCGGCCAACACCAAGUUGGUCUGCAUUCUGCUGCUCUGGCGGCCAACACCAAGCUGGUGUAUGCGCUCAGGGCGUUUGCUGCUGCUGGCGGGGGUGGUGUACGGCGAGUGUGGUGGGCUCAUGUACCUGUCACGGAGCAUCGAGGUGAGAGCAGGAGGUUGGGUAGUUGGUUCUGGGUUUGGAAGCUGGUGUAUGCGCUCAGGGCGUUUGCUGCUGCUGGCGGGGUGGUGUACGGCGAGUGUGGUGGGCUCAUGUACCUGUCACGGAGCAUCGAGCUGGGCGAGAUGAGGGGGCAGCUCUUCCACUUCAGCGAGGUCGUUUCCUUUACCCAUCCUAACCCCUCUCUUUCCUCCCUUGCCUUGCUGCCCACCCUCUACUUGGUCUUCCCUCUUUGUUACCAGUUCUUCCACUUCAGCGAGGUGGUUCUGGAUGACGGCUCAUUCCAUGGCGACCAGCUGGAGUUUCGGGUACCUUAUCGAGCAGCAGACCCCCGGAUCUACUGCUCGUCCAGAGGGCUACAUGGCGAGGGCAGUGCUAGCGUCAUUCGUGCAUCUGCACUUCGCCUCCAACCCCUCCCUCCCAUCCCUCCCUCCCCACCCUCCCCCCUGCCUGUCGUGGACCUCCCCAGGUACCUUAUCGAGCAGCAAACUCCAGGUGCCACCUCCCGUCCAGAGGGCUACAUGGUGGGGGCAGUGCUAGCGUCCUACGUGCAUCUGCACUUCGCCUCCAACCCCUCCCUCGCCCACGCCUUCAUAGACGCGUGCCGAACCGACCCUACCAAAUCCGCAGCUGUCGCUGCUGCCUCUGCCUCAGCAGUGGCUGGAGCUGGGGCGGCAGCGGCGGCAGCAGCAGGGGCGGCAGCUGCGGCGGCGGUGGCAGAUGCGUUGAAUGAAGACGACAGGUUGUCGCAACGAUCGGUCUCGUAUAAUUUGUACGCGUCCCCGGUGCACCCGAGUGCUUAUUCAGGUGGUUUCUCAGGUGGCCCGUCAGGUAUUUCGCCUGAGCACGACGACCCCACCGAGGCUGACCUCCAGGCUCGGCGGAUGGGCGCUCGCGAGGCAGAGGAUCGGUCCUCACGUUCGGAAUCGUAUGUGAUUGGAGAGCGCGUGGGCGGCAGCGUCGUCCCAUAUGCCAUGUUUCCGGGUGGCAGCGCCAUUGGCAGCGCUGUGGCGAGAUCAUACGGCGGGCAAUCAAAUCAUGCAGGAUAUGGAUAUGGGGCGGGAACGGGCGGCGGAAGUGGGGGAAGAACGGGCGGCGGAGGAGAGAGGGGGGGGCGGGGAGGAGUUGACUGGGCUAGAUACGAGCUCUCACCACCCCUCCCUUACCAAUCCACAGGUUACAGCAGGGAGGGGAAUGGCAGUCAGGGGGUGGGAGGGCCCGGGUUUAUCCCCUCUCCCAUGCGGAGGUCUAUUUCUGAAUUGUGGGUGUCCGGGGGUGGGGGUGGUGGGCUGGAUGAGUUGAGUCUGGGCGGAGUGCAAGGGGCGACUGGGCAAGGGGGAAGAGGAGGAGGGGGGGGGGGAGGCGGAGGAGGGGGAGUAAGAGGAGGAGGAGGAGUGAGAGGAGGCGGAGGAGGGGGAGAGGUUGGAGGCGGUGGGUAUGGGGGGACAGGAAGGAGAGAUGGAAGGGGGAAAGUCUUGGGAGGAGGGGCAGGAGGAGCAGGGGGGGAGGGAGGAGGGGAAGGAGUGGGAGGAGGGAGAGGUGGAGCAGUAGGGUCUAGUAACAGAGGCGGUGGGGGUGGUUCAGUGGCCGGGAGAUCAGGAAGUGGAGGAGGAAGUGGUGGUGGUGCUAGCUCAACCUCAGAUCCCUCUGCAUACCUCUCCACCGCUGCAAACCCCUCUUCAGCAGGUGCCUCUGCAACAGACGGUCGCAGCUAUGCGGAUUCGGGUUCUGCUUCGGAUUAUGAUGAGAUGAAUGCGAGUGACUUACGAAGCUCUUCUGAGUUUGAUGAGGGGCUGACGUCUAGUGGCCGGCUGUCGGAUUUUGUGGGGAGCAACAGCGGGAGGAGCGUGGAGCAAAUUUAUGAGUCGGGAGGAGGGGGUGGUGGAGGAGGGGUGAAGGGGCCUUCUAGUGGGAAAUUGGCGGAUUUUGUGAGUGCAGGGGUCGGGGUUUUGGAGAAGGAGGAGGAGGAGGGGGUGGAGGUGGAGGAGGAGGGGGAGGAGGACGGGGAGGAGGAUCAGCUGGUGGGUCUCUCAAGAAUUUAUCAGCUGGAUCAAUGA
Molecule: messenger RNA, 3525 nt
Organism: Closterium sp. NIES-65
Lineage: Eukaryota; Viridiplantae; Streptophyta; Zygnematophyceae; Desmidiales; Closteriaceae
Source: the annotation of a GenBank genome assembly